AUGCUUGACUUCCGAAGCAUGUGCAAAUGACACAACCUCACAUCCAUACCUCCAGGAGCUUUUCAUAAUAGUGACGCUGUCGGUUGUCGUGCAAUCGGAUUGCUGCUACCUUGAGAAAACUUUGUCGAUCAAAGUUUAUAAAGUUGAGUAUUUAAAGGAGAAAAUAUCAAUCGCACUAGGCAUUCUGAAGGAGGGAAAGAAACUAUUGGAUACACAAAAGGAAAUAUUUAGGAUUUCAAUUGUUGCUUUGAGGGUAUGAAUUUUCUACUGCUGGAUUCAUUCUCAAAGGAGGCCCUCGAUACGAUCAACAAGUUUCGGGAAAAGCACCAGUCCCCUCCUUUAAAAUGGUCUCGCGGGCUUGCCAAGGACGCAGAGGCCUGGGCUCGAGAAUGCGCUCAAUCUAACACACUUAGUAGCGCCGAUACUGAUGAUGGAGAGAAUAUAUACGGGUUGUCUGGAAGGGCGGAGGUGAAAGGGCACGAGCCCAUAGACAAGUGGUACGACGGCAGUAAAAAUUACAGCUUUGACAACCCUGGGUUCAAGAGAGAUGCGGGAAACUUUACCCAGCUAGUAUGGAAGUCAAGCAGAGAGGUCGGCAUAGGCAAAGCGAUAUCCUCAUCCGGGAAUGCUGUGGUCGUCGCCCGGUUCAGACCCGCGGGUAAUGUGCAAGGGCGCUAUGAACAAAAUGUCUUCCCUGCCAAGGGCUCGAAUUCCCCUUCCUCUACUACCCGUGUUUAUUCUUCAAGAAUUGAAAAGCAUGAUUCUAAACCGUUGAGCACGGAGCACCCAAGUGGUAGCCGUGAAAAAUCUUGGAACGACAAAAAAGACGAUUUGUUCAAGAAAUUUGAAGACUUGGGAAUCCGGCAUAAGGAAAAAGACAAAGGGGGGAAGACGAAAGAAACGGUAAAAGCGACAAUGACAACCUAUGAACGUGGUCCUGGCGGAAGGACAGUCAUUACGAAAACAGUUGUGACCAAAGCGGGUGACGGUGGGAGUCCACAUUCAGUCCACCGUGAGAUCCGUACCACGUACAAACACGAGGGCGACAAUGAUUCGGGCUGGAAGGGCGGGGCAAGAAGGAAUUACGAUAAUGACGAUUUUUUCAAGAAUGACGAUAUUGGCUCUCGCUCAUACAGACGGGAAGAGAAGAAGAAAGAGUACAGUCCGCAGAUUUCAAGGACGCAAGUGAAAACUGACAGGCCUUCAUCUGGCGGGGGAAGUGCACCAAAAUCCAGCACACCAAUAGACAGAUCCUUUAAGAACCAAUGCGUUGACAACCACAACAAGUAUCGCGCGAUGCACUCGGCACCUCCCCUCAAGUGGUCGGACGAGCUGGCUCGAGAGGCACAGUACUAUGCCGAGAAACUUGCUCAGCAACGCUCGAUGCAACACUCAAGCAAGUGCAGUCGGAACGACGCAGGGGAGAAUCUAGCUAUGUUUUCAGGCCGUUAUGACACUGCGGGCGACAUGGCGUGCGAGAUGUGGUACGAGGAGUCAAAAAAGUACAGUUUUGUUCGUGGAGGCUUCCAGGGGGGGACAGGGCACUUCACCCAGAUGGUAUGGAAGGGGAGUAAGGAGUUAGGCAUGGGUCGUGCCAAGACGAGCGAUGGUAGAUGCACUUAUGUGGUGGCGCGCUACCAGCCUGCGGGAAACAUCGUCAACUACAUGUCCGAGAACGUGUCACCCAAACGCUGUUAGAAAAUGGGGCCCUAGCCUUUCCGUGCUGCAAUGGAGAUUCCCGAACUCAAUACUUAUAUAUAUUUCACGUAAUAUUUAACCAGCGCACCACGUUUCAUGCAUCAUAAGGGGCGAAUC
Messenger RNA from Nematostella vectensis (starlet sea anemone), 1815 nucleotides. RefSeq lists its product as uncharacterized. The record is from RefSeq and is a predicted model, not a curated record. Bases 256 to 1698 code for a protein of 480 amino acids. Gene Ontology annotation, cellular component: extracellular region. The transcript has 11 exons. NCBI's taxonomy places the organism in Eukaryota, Metazoa, Cnidaria, Anthozoa, Actiniaria, Edwardsiidae.